Molecule: messenger RNA, 305 nt
Organism: Solenopsis invicta (red fire ant)
Lineage: Eukaryota; Metazoa; Arthropoda; Insecta; Hymenoptera; Formicidae
Product: dynein intermediate chain 2, axonemal
Exons: 1
Coding region: 24-227 (67 amino acids)
Source: RefSeq, a predicted model, not a curated record
UCAGUGACGUUGAAUACGAUAUAAUGGAGAUCAAGCAAGUUUUUCUGAAAACACGUGCCGAUUUUGGCAAGCAAUGCAUCUUCGACACAUGCGGUCCGCACUUGGACGAGGAUAUCAAGCCGGAUCCUAGCGCUAUGGCCCAUUAUAUUAGAAAGUCUUACUGCAACGUCGGCAUGCAGCACACCAAACAGUUGGCCUUGCACGAGGUUACUAAUAAUCCGGAAUAAUAAUUAUAUAUAAAAAUUUUUUCUCGGGAACUUAUUACAUUCGACAUUAACUAUGUGAUGUGAUUAAAAUUCAUCAAA